AAUCACAAAAAGGCGGACGAAAUCAAAAAAAGCAACUUGAGUAAAAUAUCAUCAAAAAUUCUUCAAAAUUAAUGUCAAACAUAACUAAAAACAACAAAUAUUGAGCGAAAAUAACUAUUUCAUAAUUCACGAAAUGCCACGCACAAAGAUAACAAAAAACUCAAAACGCAAUCGCGAAGCGGCCAACCGCGAAGAAAAGAUUCGCGCGUAUGAAGUUAAAAUGGAUUCCCUCUAUAUGAGCGUCGACGAUUUGGAACAGAAAUAUAAAGCCGCUGUGGACCACGAGCUAAAACUAAUCGAGGGCCGAAUGGUUACGCAGCUGCGCGAAAUGAAAAUUGGUGACUUUUUGCAAAUUUUGGGGCAUUUGGACCAUUUUGGUGAUUUUAAGGCCAGUGACCAGACACAAAUGCUCGCAUCUCAGUCUAUAUGCAGCAAAAGUAAUACGACGGGCGGAGGGGAUCUUGCAAAUAUAAAGGGAUCUUGCAGUCGGAACGAUGAAGGCUACCUUACAGAGGACAGCUCUUUGGGAGCUGUCGCAAGCAGCGGCAGCGCUAGUGCCGCUUACACUGGUUCCAUUCUUCGCUCGACCAAGGCUUUGAGAACUCCGGGGCCUUUGCACUCGGCACGUGCUCGCCGUGCCCGACGCAGCCAAUCUGCCGGUGGCGAGAUAUCCAUUUUGCCUUCUGCCAAGCCACAUGUCAGUGGUGUAGCAUCCAUGGAGCACAGCUCUCGUAGUAAAAUGCGUACCCCCAUGGUCUCCCGCACAAAAGCGCUCAGUGCAGAUCGAACACCUCGGUUGCAUCACAAGGGACGGGCCUCUUCGCCGUCAACCCCGCCAAUGUCUUUUUUACGUUGGCCCAAGCCAGGCGAAGUAGCUCUUUCAAAAUUCGGCAGUCCAAUGGUGGCGCAGGUUAUGCCUGACAAAAUCGCCAAUGUGAAUAUACCUAUUCGAAACGGGGUGCUGUCAAUGCGACCCAAAAAACUUGCCGAAGUUGAAACUGAUUUACUGGAAUCGCUGGAUACUGACACGUUGCAUCAAAUCAAAACAUUACAUGACAACCUGGCUUUAAUCAUGAACACAGUCGGUAAAGCUGGGCUCAAAUGAAAAGAGGAGGCUGCAUUAAUGCUUUUCUACGUAAAUAUAAAAAUUAAAUCAGGUUCUUUUUUAAAUUAAAAAUUGAAGUCUUUUUGCAAUGAGUACUUUUCAAUAAAAAUACAUCUUUUUUUACCAUAAA
Molecule: messenger RNA, 1235 nt
Organism: Scaptodrosophila lebanonensis
Lineage: Eukaryota; Metazoa; Arthropoda; Insecta; Diptera; Drosophilidae
Product: borealin-like
Exons: 3
Coding region: 134-1105 (323 amino acids)
Biological process (GO): mitotic sister chromatid segregation
Cellular component (GO): spindle midzone; chromosome, centromeric region; chromosome passenger complex
Source: RefSeq, a predicted model, not a curated record